Molecule: messenger RNA, 1563 nt
Organism: Rhinolophus ferrumequinum (greater horseshoe bat)
Lineage: Eukaryota; Metazoa; Chordata; Mammalia; Chiroptera; Rhinolophidae
Gene: MOB2
Product: MOB kinase activator 2
Exons: 5
Coding region: 42-833 (263 amino acids)
Biological process (GO): signal transduction; positive regulation of protein phosphorylation
Cellular component (GO): cytoplasm; nucleus
Molecular function (GO): protein kinase activator activity
Source: RefSeq, a predicted model, not a curated record
UGGGCUCCCACUUUCCCUCUCCACCUCUGCGCUGCCCCACGAUGCUGGGAGACCACGCCGGCCUUUCCGCAGACCGGGCUCUGCUCAGCCAGGCCCCCAAAACUGGACUCAGCUGCAAAAUGGUGCUUCAGGCCGUUGGCAAAGUGCUCAGGAAGUCCAAAGCGAAGCCUAACGGGAAGAAGCCAGCAGCGGAGGAGAAGAAGGUGUACCUGGAGCCGGAGUACGCCAAGUCCCGGAUCACCGACUGCGAAUUCAAGGAGCUGGUGGUGCUGCCCCGCGAGAUCGACCUGAACGAGUGGCUGGCCAGCAAUACUACGACAUUUUUCCACCAUGUCAACCUGCAGUACAGCACCAUCUCGGAGUUCUGCACGGGAGACGCCUGCCAGACCAUGGCCGUGUGCAACACACAGUACUACUGGUAUGACGAGCGGGGGAAGAAGGUCAAGUGCACUGCCCCCCAGUACGUCGACUUCGUCAUGAGCUCCGUACAGAAGCUGGUGACUGACGAGGACGUGUUCCCCACUAAAUAUGGACGAGAAUUCCCCAGCUCAUUCGAGUCGCUGGUGAAGAAGAUCUGCAGGUACCUGUUCCACGUGCUGGCGCACAUCUACUCGUCCCAUUUCAAAGAGACCCUGGCACUCGAGCUGCACGGACACUUGAACACGCUCUAUGUCCACUUCAUCCUGUUCGCCAGGGAGUUCAACCUGCUGGACCCCAAAGAGACCGCCAUCAUGGACGACCUCACGGAGGUGCUGUGCAGUGGUGGGGGCCCCGGCGGGGGCGGGGCCAGCGGGGGGGGCACGGGGGCACAGAACCACGUGAAGGAGAGGUGAGCCGCGCGGCCGGACAGGCGUGCACGUGUGCGGAGACGGUGGCGCGUGUGCCUGCGUGUGUCUGCCUGUGUGCGCACACGUGCCGGCACGCUCGCGCGGGAGGUCUUGAGGCGAUGCUGCCCCGGGCCGGGCUGGGCCAGCCGCGCCGAGUGUGGGCCCUGACGCGGCGGCCUGCAGCGCUCUGCCUGGCUCCCGCCGUUUUCCUGUUGGAUGGACGAGUGCGCGUGUCAAGAAGCACCUUGGACUCCUUCGUUCGCUCAGCAAACAUUUACGGGACCGCUGUUCUGUUUCCUUCUGUGGGGUUUUCCUUUCUUUGGCCUUCCGCCGGCCUCCGCCCCUGCCUGCUCUGGGGUCUCUGCCGUUUGGAGAGAAGUCACGUGUGAGAGACGGGCACCUUCCUGGGAGGACCUGGGUUGCAGACCUCCGUUUCCACUGUGUUUGCUUGUGUUUCAGGGGUGGGUUACCUUAGAUUCCUCCUGUCUCCUCUUCCUUUCCCGGCCUUGCCGGGAUCUUGGCUGUUGGUGGCUGGGCAGGGGGGGCGAUGGUGCCCUGUAGGGCCACUGAGCCCGUGGCCCCUGCCCCCUGCCCGGGGGGAGCCCUGGCCUAGCGGGGCUCAGCUGAGCUUCCCGGGGCUGGCAGCCUGUGCACAGGCGCAGCUGUCAGCAGAAGGCAGAGCAGCUCCCGCUCUGCUCCCCUGUCCGGUCGUAAUAAAGAGCAUUCUCUCAGGUCA